Molecule: messenger RNA, 3030 nt
Organism: Durio zibethinus
Lineage: Eukaryota; Viridiplantae; Streptophyta; Magnoliopsida; Malvales; Malvaceae
Source: RefSeq, a predicted model, not a curated record
CACCUCUCUUUCUUUUUUUUUUUUUUAUUAGUCCUCCUUAUUCCUCCACUCCGCCAUAUUUUCUGAAAUGGUUCGCUGAUCAUCCUAUAAUGGAUCGCUUCAUCGGUGGCACCUCCGCGUCCUCCAACGACGGCGACGAACUCACCGAGGACGAUAUUUUCUGGACCACCACCGACUUCACCGAACGAAACCACACCCAAUCGCCUUCCACCGCCACAACCAAUUCCCACAGUCGCCGCCCGUCUUUUUCGCAGAGUUCCGGAAUCCUCGCUGCAUUGCUAGAGCCAAAUCACUACCAAAUCCUCUAUAGAAAACCGAUAAUUCCUUCUUCGUCAUCAACCGUCAAGGUGGGACCAACGAUCCCUCGGGCAACGUCGCAGGAAAGGGAAUAUUCUAGAAAAUUGCAGCAGCAACAGUCGGCACCGGUGAACGUGCCGCUACUGUCGGUUGCGGUGGCGAGGGAAAGGAAUAAGAAGUUUCUGGAAGUUGAUUAUUACGAUGAGGAUGGAGAGCAGGAGAUGCUGCCACCGCAUGAAAUCGUGGCCAGGGGUUCGGGAGUGUCACCGAAGACAACUUUCUCAGUGCUUGAAGGCGUAGGGAGGACUUUGAAAGGAAGAGAUCUUAGGCAGGUCAGAAAUGCAAUUUGGCGAAAAACUGGGUUUCUUGAUUAAAUUUUAGUAUUUUUUUUUUCAUUUUUAAUUUAUGGGUUUUUGAAUUUUGCUAAAGAACUAUAUUUAAAAUUAUAUAUUAUUAUUUACAUAUACCAUUGAAGGUUACUUGUGUGGUGGAAACAUGAAACUGAAACUCAAAGCCUCCAUCUAAUAUUUAAUGGUUAAUUGUUAAUAAUUGUGUGGUGCAAAACAAAUUUGGUUUUUUGAUUCUGAAAUUUUUAAGGUGUUUCUAUGUUAUUGAUAUGGACAGAAACAUAGAAAAUUUGGAAAACUGAACUUGGGAAUGGAUUAUUGCUGAUUAGACGAUGGCCGCAACAUGUUAUUAGGUCAGCCAUACAGAAACAUAGAAAAUUUGGAAAUUUAGGGAAUGGAUUAUUGUUUAUUAAACAAUGGCCACAGCAUGAUGGAUUAUUGUUUAUUAAACAAUGGCCACAACAUGUUAUUAGGUCAGCCUUACAGAAACAUAGAAAAUUUGAAAAUUUAGGGAAUGGAUUAUUGUUGAUUAAUCAGUGGCCACAACAUGUUGUUAGGUCAGCAUACUUAUUAUCUUCGGUUUUUUUAUUUUUAUUUUUUUUGUUGUUUUCUGUGAAACAGAUUGAUCUUUAGUAGUAUUUAAUCAACGUGAAGACAUGAACAUUAAAUGUUUUCUUAUUCAAUUAUAGGGCAAUUUGUUUUGGAGUUUAUAUUCUAUGAAAUAAGGACAGACCCUUCUUCAUUUGAAUAUGGAGUUUUUUUGCAUGCUAAAGUUGUUUGAAAUCUUAUUUCCUAAAAUCGAUUACUUUAAAACUUUAUCCUUCCCCUCUUUCUCCUCUGUAUAGCAGGAUACAAAUAAAUUAAUCAAUUAACAAUAUAACAUAAACAGGAACAAAUCGAACAAGCAGUCGUGAAAUAUUAGAAAAAUAACAAAAUUUUGUUAUUAUCACAGAAACAAAAUCUAUGAGGGACUGGAGAUGUGUUAUGGGGUAUGUAUCAUGGUGUCAUGCUUGUACAAAUUAUGGGUAACAAGAAUUAAGUAUAGAAACUGACUCUGCCUCUUCAGUUUCCUUAAUCACUAAAAGCAUCUCCAACAGUCGCCCAUAUCUUGUCAUCUUAAUAUCACCAAAGCGAUUAGAGAAACCAUGCACAAUAAUAAAGAAUUGAUGUUGAAUUACAGUUCUAAGACAAGAAUUUUGCAAACGGAUUAGUUGGCAAAGAAUUGCAAUGAACAAGACAGCGGAGUGCAAUUUUACUUCAAGCCCACCUACAGAUCUUUGCCAAAUUCUUUAACUGAUAUUGUAGGAGUUGCAUAAUUGCAUUCCUCGUCUUAUUAAAGAUUUUUUUUUCUAUUUUUCUCCUUUCCCUUCCACCAAAAGCAUAGUUUGUGCUUUUUUUUAUCAUGUGUCAUUUGUUGAUAACAUAGAUUUGACAUGGAUAAAUGUAUCGUAUUUUGAGAAUUAAGUUUAAAGUUUCCUUAUUGAGAAAUAGGAUUAAAGAGCACCUUCCAUUAGGUAAAAAGUCUUUCAAUACGUGGAGGAUUUCUAUGGCGACAGCAUUAUGAGGAUCGAUCUUGUCAUUAGAUAAUACUCGCAACACGUGUGUGAGGAUCGAUCUUGUCAUAAAACGACAUCCAUGACACGGUGAAAAAGAUUUAGCUGUGGAUCUGUAUUCACAGGGUGGUGGGAGGGAUCGAAAGGACCCUUCUCCUAAUUUAAUCAAAUAACUCGGUUCAGCUUUACGACUUUAGGCUUUAGGCAGCUUCAUUUUAUGUAAAUUGGUGCUUGACAGCUUGAGUUUCAAUAUUCCAUGUGAUUUACCUAAUGGAUUUUCAAAGACGUUCCAAAGCCAAACUCAUUUUGUGGAGUUAAUUAUAAAUGCAAGUUCUAUGGGGGCAAAGCGUGAAGCUUCUGAAUGGAGCCCCAAUUCAAGUUUUCAGGUCAAAACAGGAUCUCAAAAUUUAUCUAUAUUACAGCAGUUUCGUCUUCUUCUUCUUGAAGCUUAUUACUACAAGAUUUCAAAGUCAAAAACAUUACAAAGACAGCAGCAAUAUGAAAGAGAAAAUUCUUCGACAAGUAGUAAGUAAAAAUGUGGAUCACAAUGGCAAGUCAGACAAACUAUAGUGCCUCAAAAGUUUGAAUUCAAAAUGGAAAAGAAAUUCAAUUCCCAUUCACACAUCUAAUUGAUUCAUCACUCUUGCCAUUACCACCUUUCCAACUUUUAAAACCAAAACCAUAAAAAAAAAAAAUCAAAUUAAUAACUUUGAUCCUUAUCAGAUUGUCUCCCACCUAAAGUAAUUAAGACAUCUAAAAAUUGUCAAUUGGAGUUUGAACUUCCUUAUACAUAGCUGAAACCACAGAAAGAACAAAAUUAGUACAAAACUAAU